CCCGGGUUCCCUCCCGUCUCCUCCCCCACCCACCGCUCGCUUCCCGCGAAACGCCCCCAAAAUCCAUCUCCAUCAACCACCCAAAAUCCCCCCCCAAAAAAAUUGAUUGAUUCCCUCCGUCCUCUGAUCUUCCCCCUCCCCGGGCGGAGAAGUUCGUUCCCGAUUCGCGUCGAAUCUAACUAAUCCAAUCGGGGCAAAACCUAGCAGUGCCCGCUCGGAUUCCCUUCCCCGACACCGAUUCCCGAGCGAGAGCGGGGAGCAAGCAGAGCUCGCGAUGGCGCCGCUGUCGUGGCGGCACCACACCCUGCUCCAGGCGCUGCUCACCCGCGGCCCUCUCUCCGAGCGCGACUUCCACGCCGUCUUCGCCGCCGUAUCCGGCAGGAACCCCGCCACUCAUCAACAACUAUUCAAUGAUACACUUCUGAAGAUCAACAAGGACCUCACAUAUUUGCAGUUUGAGUUGCGAGCAUGCAUGAACCAAUAUGAUGGAAUCGUGUAUUAUGGAGUGGUUAAUAACAUUGCUGACGAAGAAUCAAAGCUUGGAACAAAGUAUUCUGUGCCCCAGAUUGCAUUCUACAAGGGACUGUUAGAAGCAAUUGUUCAGGAAGCUGGAAAUGAUGGGAGCAUAACCAGUAUUGACGCUCUCAAUGUCCGGCUUGACAACCAGGUCAUUAUUGUAGAUGGUUCACAGGAAAGCCAAUCUCGUCUUCCUACUUCCAUAAAGAACUUCUCACUGAGCCAGAAAGAGAAAACCCUAGAUGAGCUGAUACGGGAUUGUUGGUUGUCAUACACCUCCACAGGCAAGAUUGGUCUGGGCACCAGAUCAUUUCUUGAUCUCCGAAGCUGGUUCCGUGGUAACGACAUCCCAUCAUGCAUGGUGUGUAACGAAGCUUGUAUAAAGGCAUCUAGCUGUCCUAAUGAGGAGUGCAAUGUUAGAAUCCAUGAAUACUGUCUUAGGAAGAAAUUUUCACAGCGAAAGGCUUCAAGAGCCUGUCCUGGUUGUGGUACCGAAUGGCCCCGUCAGGAUGGUGAAGCUGAUGGUGAUGAUGUGAAUGAACCUGAGGAGGAUCAAGCCCCAUCAGCUAACCAUUCCUCGAGAAAGAGGCGCAAGCGAGUCAAAACUGAACUGGUGGAAGAAAAUGAUAACGCAGGCCCAUCAAUGGCAGUGCCUAGGAGGACCUCAAGAAGCAUGAAAGCCGAAGCAGUUGAGGCUGCUCAAGAGGCGUCUUCUGCAGGAGCUUCGCAGGCAACCAGGACGUCCAAAAGAAGGAAGAAAUGAUGACGGUGGCUAAUGAAUGAUAGGUACUGAGAUUGGCGGCUCUCUUUUGUUAUGUACAUAUGGUAGCUGGUACCUGGUGGUAGUAGAUGGUCAUUUUGAAGCGGCGAUGCUGCAGCUCCUAAUGCUGGCAGAAUAUGUAGCCUUCAGAUGAUGGUGUUACAAACUCCUAGAGCUUAUUUAACUUGUGACAGUAUAUCAAUCUAGCUAAACUGGUGCCAUUUUACUUGUUUGGAAGUAGAGAACCUAUCUCUAUUUGUGCACUCAA
Molecule: messenger RNA, 1544 nt
Organism: Setaria italica (foxtail millet)
Lineage: Eukaryota; Viridiplantae; Streptophyta; Magnoliopsida; Poales; Poaceae
Product: non-structural maintenance of chromosomes element 1 homolog
Exons: 6
Coding region: 275-1279 (334 amino acids)
Biological process (GO): double-strand break repair via homologous recombination; DNA damage tolerance
Cellular component (GO): Smc5-Smc6 complex; nucleus
Molecular function (GO): ubiquitin-protein transferase activity
Source: RefSeq, a predicted model, not a curated record